Messenger RNA from Aspergillus versicolor CBS 583.65, 333 nucleotides. RefSeq lists its product as uncharacterized. The transcript has a single exon. The coding region runs from base 1 to 333 and encodes 110 amino acids. The record is from RefSeq and is a predicted model, not a curated record. Gene Ontology annotation, molecular function: oxidoreductase activity. Lineage: Eukaryota; Fungi; Ascomycota; Eurotiomycetes; Eurotiales; Aspergillaceae.
AUGGAUUACACAAUAACCGUUGUCUUCCCUAACGACGCCGAUGCCCAAUACGAUAUCAAUUACUACACCAACUCGCACAUGAGAUUGAUUGAGAAACAUUGGUCAAAGUAUGGUCUCAAAGGCUGGUCCGUCACAAAGUAUGUUCCAUCUUUAGACGGUACAGCCCCUGUGUAUGCAUUUGGCAGCCAGGUCUAUUGGGAGAAUGAGGAGGGCAUGAAGAACGCGUUCCAAAGUGCCGAGGUCGCGGAGAUUAUGCAAGAUGUUUCUCGCUUCAGCAACAAGCAACCAAUUUUCUUGGUUGGCCAGAUAGCAAAGCCUGCCUUUGAUUUGUGA